AUGCCUAAACUCCUACAAGGCAUCAUCACUGUCAUUGAUGUUUUCUACCAAUAUGCCACCCAGCAUGAGGAGUAUGAUAUGUUGAACAAGGCAGAGCUGAAAGAACUUCUGGAAAAUGAGUUUCAUCAAAUUCUGAAGAAUCCGAAUGAUCCAGAUACUGUGGAUAUCAUCUUGCAAAGUCUGGAUCGAGACCAUAACAAGAAAGUGGAUUUUACGGAGUAUCUUCUGAUGAUAUUCAAGCUGGUUCGGGCUCAUAAUAAAAUCAUUAGCAAAGAUUACUGCCAAGCUUCAGGGUCAAAGCUGAGAGACGACAGUCACCAGCACCAAGAGGAACAAGAAGAAACAGAAAAAGAGGACAAAUGGCAAGAAUCCUCUUCUAGUCAUUCAAGUUGGAGUGCAGGAGAGAAUGAUUCCCAUUCCAGGAACGUCAGAGGAAGCAUUACACAUGGGCCUGAAUCCAUAUCCAGAAGACUGAGUUUUCAAAGAGACUUUUCUGGCCAAAAUGACUCCUGCUCAGGUCAGUCUUCCAGGUAUGGUCAGCAUGAGUCUGGCUCCCAUCAGUCUCCAGGACACGGCCAACGUGGGUCUCACUCAGGGCAGUCUCCCACCUAUGGUCAACUUGGGUCUGGCUACAAACGGUCUUCCAGCAGUGGGCCACAUGGGUCUGGCUCACGCCAGUCUUCUGCCUUUGGUCAACAUGAGUCUACCUCAGGGCAGUCCUCUGGACACAAUCAGCAUGGAUCUGGCUCAGGGCACUCCUUCAGCCAUGGGCAGCAUGGUUCUACAUCAGGACAGUCAUCAAGUUCUGGCCAGGAGGGAUCUAGCGCAGGCCAGUCUUCCAGCUACGACUACCAUGGUUCUGGCUCCAGUCAGUCUCCUGGCUAUGGCCGACACAGGGCUGGAUCAGGCCAGUCUCCUAGCCGCAGCCUACAUGGGUCUAGCUCCGGUCUGUCUUCCAACUGUGGCCCACAAGGGUCUGGCUCAGGCCAGUCUUCUGGCUUUGGUCAAUACGAGUCUAGCUCAGAGAAGUCCUCUGGUUACAGUCAGCAUGGAUCUGGCUCAGGUCACUCCUCCGGCUACGGAAAACACGAAUCUAGGUCACGACAGUCAUCUAGGGGAGAACAACAUGGAUCUAGCUCAGGUUCAUCUUCUACCUAUGGUCGACAUGGGUCUGGCUUUCAUCAGUCUUCGGGCCACGGCCGACACAGGUCUGGAUCUGGCCAGUCGCCUACCCCUAGCCACGGCCGACAUGGGUCUGGCUCAGGGCAGUCUUCCAGCCGUGGCCCAUAUGAGUCUGGCUCAGGUCACUCAUCUGGCUUAGGUCAACAUGAGUCUCUCAUCUGGCUUAGGUCAACAUGAGUCUCGCUCUUCAGACAGUCCUCUGGCUACGGUCAAGGAUCUAGCUCGGGUCACUCCCUUACCCAUGGGAAACAUGGUUCUACAUCAGGACACUCAUCAAGCUGUGGCCAACAUGGAGCUAGCUCAGGUCAGUCUUCCAGCCAUGGUCAGCAUGGCUCUGGCUCAAGUCUAUUCUGCCAUGGCCGAAAGGGCUCUGGAUCUGGCCAGUCUCCCUAGUCGGGCCGAUGGGUCCAGAUCCGGCACUCUUCUAGCUACGGCCAACAUGGGUCUGGCUCAGCUUCGUCUUCCAGCCGUGGCCCAUAUGAGUCUGGUUCAGGUCACUUUUCUGGCUUUUAAGUCAACAUGAGUCUGGCUCAGGACAGUCCUCUGAUACAGUCAGCACAGAAGGUCUCAGGGCACUCCUCUAGCCAUGGACAGCAUGGUUCUACAUCAGGACACUCAUUAAGCUUUGGCCAGGAGGGAUCUAGCACAGGCCAGUCUUCCAGUUACGGCCACCAGAGCUCUGCCCAGUCAGUCUUCUCCGGAUACGACCGACAUGGGGCUGGAUCUGCCAGUCUCCCAGCGUGCCAACAUGGGUCUGGUUCAGGGCAGUCUUCCGCCAUGACCACAUGGGUCUGGCUCAGACAGUCCUCUGGUUAUAGUCAGCACGAAGGGCUCAGCGCAUUGCCUAGCCAUGGACAACAUGGUUCCACAUGACAGUCCUCUCAAGCUUCGCCACAAGGAUCUAGCUCAGAGUCUUCCAGCUACGGCCAGCAGGGCUCUGGCUCACAUCAGUCUUCGGGCCAUGGCCGACAUGGGUCUGGAUCUGGCAGGUCUCCUAGCCACGGUCGAAAUGGGUCCAGUUGCACUACCCUGCCACGCCAACAAGGAUCUGGCUCAGGUUGUUCCUCCAGCCGUGGCCAUUAUGAGUCUGGCUCAGCCAGUCUUCUGGGCUUUGGGCAACAUGAGUCAGGCUCCAGCCAAACCUCUGGCUAUAGUCAGCAUGGUUCUGGCUCAGGUCACUCCUCUAGCCAGGGACGACAUGGAUCUACAUCAGGGCAUUCAUCAAGCUCUGGCCAACAUGGCUCUAGCUCAGGUCAGUCUUCCAGCUAUGGUCAGCAUGAGUCUGGCUCCCAUCAGUCUUCGGGUCACGGCAGACAUGGGUCUGGAUCUGCCAGGUCUUCUGGCUAUGGCCGACAGGGCUCUGGAUCUGGCCAGUCUCCUAGUCGCGGCCGACAUGGGUCCGGUUCCGGGCACUCCUCUAGCUACGGCCAACAUGGAUCUGGUUCAGGUCACUCUUCUGGCUUAGGUCAACAUGAGUCUCGCUCAGGACAGUCCUCUGGCUACGGUCAACAAGGAUCUAAGCCUGGUCACUCUACCCAUGGGCAACAUGGUUCUACAUCAGGACAGUCAAUGGGCUGCCAACAUGGAGCUAGCUCAGGUCAGUCUUCCAGCCACGGUCAACAUGGCUCUGGCUCAAACUGGGGCUCCUCUGGCUAUGGCCGACAGGGGCUCUGGAUCUGCCAGUCUCCUAGUCGGCCGUGGCUAUGGGUCCGGGCUCCGGGUAAUUUUUCUAGCGCACAAGCAACAUGGCUACGCCAUGGGUCUGGCUCAGGUCGCUCUUCCAGCCGUGGCCCAUAUGAGUCUGGUUCAGGCCAAUUUGGACAGCCAACAUGGGAGUCUGGCUCAGGACAGUCCUCAGGAUACAGUCAGCACGGAAGCUCAGGGCAGCCCUCUAGCCAUGGACAACAUGGUUCCACAUCAGGACAGUCCUCAAGUUUUCGCCACAAGGACUUGCUCAGGCAGUCUUCCAGCUACGGUCAGCAGGGCUCUGGCUCACAUCAGUCUUCGGGCCAUGGCCGACAUGGCCCUGGAUCUGGCAGGCUCUCUAGCCACGGUCGAAAUGGGUCUAUCUUCUGGCUUUGGGCACAUGAGCUGGGCUCAGCACAGUCCUCUGGCUAUAGUCAGCAUGGUUCUGGCUCAGGUCACUCCCUCUAGCCAGGACGACAUGGAUCUACAUCAGAUUCAUCAAGCUCUGGCCAACAUGGCUCUAGCUCAGGUCAGUCUUCCAGCUAUGGUCAGCAUGGAUCUGGCUCUACUGUGUCUUCGGGUCACGGCAGACAUGGGUCCAUCUGGAUCUGGCCAGUCUCAGGCCACGGGCCACGUGGGUCUGGGUCAGGCACUCAGGUCAGCUCCUCCAGCCACGGUCAAUAUGGCUCUGGCUCAAAUCAGUCUUCUGGCUAUGGCCGACAGGGCUCUGGAUCUGGCCAGUCUCCUAGCCGCGGCCAACAUGGGUCUGGCUCAGGUCGUUCUUCAAGUCAAGGCCAACAUGGGUCUGGCUCAGGUCGCUCUUCCAGCCGUGGCCCAUAUGAGUCUGGUUCAGGUCACUCUUCUGCUUUGGGUCAACAUCAGUCUGGCUCAGGACAGUCCUCAGGAGGCAGUCAGCACGGAAGUGGCUCAGGGCACUCCUCUAGCCAUGGACAACAUGGUUCCACAUCAGGACAGUCCUCAAGCUUCGGCCACAAGGACUUAGCUCAGCAGUCUUCCAGCUACGGUCAGCAGGGCUCUGGCUCACAUCAGUCUUCGGGCCAUGGCCGACAUGGGUCUGGAUCUGGCAGGUCUCCUAGCCACGGUCGAAAUGGGUCCAGUUCGGCCAGGACGAGCAUGGAUCUACAUCAGGCAUUCAUCAAGCUCUGGGCCAACAUGGCUCUAGCCAGCCGUCUUCCAGCUGUCAGUAUGAGUCUGGCUCCCAUCAGUCUUCGGUCGCGCAGACAUGGGUCUGGAUCUGGCCAGUCUUCAGGCUGCGGCCGACGUGGGUCUGGCUCAGGGCAGUCUCCCAGCUAUGGCCAACAUGGGUCUGGGCCAGGAUCUAGCUCGGUCACUCCUUUAACGGCGGCACAUGGUUCUACAUCAGGACAGCUCACUGGUUGUGGCCAACAUGGAGCCAGCUCAGGUCAGUCUUCCAGCCACGGCCGAAACGGCUCUGUCACAAAUCAGUCCCAGUCUCCUAGUCGUGGCCGACAUGGGUCCGGUUCCGGCACUCUUCUAGCCAUGGCCAACAGCGGGUCUGGCUCAGGUCGUUCUUCAACUACGGCCAACAUGGGUCUGGCUCAGGUCGCUUCUUCCAGCCGGGCUCAUAUGAGUCUGGUUCAGGUCACUCUUCUGGCUGGUCAAUAUGAGUUCCGGUUUGUGACAGUCUCAGGAUACAGCCACGGAAGGGUCAGGCACUCCUCUAGCCAUGGACAACAUGGUUCCACAUCAGGACAGUCCUCAAGCUUCGGCCAAGGGAUCUAGCCUAGGCAGUCUUCCAGCUACGGUCAGCAGGGCUCUGGCUCACAUCAGUCUUCGGGCCAUAGUCACAUGGGUCUGAUCUGCAGGUCUCUAGCCACGGCUCAAAAUGGGUCCGGUCGGGUACCUGGCCACGGCCAACAAGGAUCUGGCUCAGGUUGUUCCUCCAGCUGUGGCCACAGGAGUCUGGCUCAGCCAGUCUUCGGCUUUGGGCAACAUGAGUCAGGCUCAGCACAGUCCUAUUAUAGCCAGCAUGGUUCUGGCCUCAGUUCGGGUCGCUGCAGACAUGGGUUCACCUGGCUAGUCUUCAGCCACGCCGACGGGUCUGGGUCAGGGCAGUUCCCAGCUAUGAACAAUAUGGGUCUGGCUCAGGUCGCUUCAAGUCAGUCUUCUGGCUACGGCCGACAGGGCUCUGGACUGGCUGUCUCCAGUCGCUGCCGACAUGGGUCCGCUCCGCACUUUCUAGCUACGGCUAACACGGGUCUGGCUCAGGUCGUUUCUUCCAGCCGUGGCCCAUAUGAGUCUGGUUCAGGUCACUCUUUCUGGCUUAGGGUCAACAUGAGUCUCGGGCCAGGACAGUCCUCUGGCUACGGUCAACAAGGAUCUAGCCUGGCCACUCCUUUACCCAUGGGCAAACAUGGUUCUACAUCAGGACAGUCAUCAAGCUGUGGCCAACAUGGAGCUAGUUGUGGUCAGUCUUCCAGCCACGGUCAACAUGGCUGCUCAAAUCAGUCUUCUGGCUAUGGCCGACAGGGCUCUGGAUCUGGCCAGUCUCCUAGUCGUGGCCGACAUGGGUCCGGUUCCGGGCACUCUUCUAGCUACGGACAACAUGGGUCUGGCUCAGGCUGUUCUUCAAGCUGCGGCCGACAUGGUCCGGGUUCCACUCUAGCUACGUCAUCUGGCUUUGGUCAACAUGAGUCUGGCUCAGGACAGUCCUCAGGAUACAGUCAGCACGGAAGUGGCUCAGGCACUCUCUCUCUAGCCAUGGACAACAUGAAUUCCACAUCAGGACAGUCCUCUCAAGCUUCGGCCACAAGGAUCUAGCUCAGGCAGUCUUCCAGCUACGGUCAGCAGGGCUCUGGCUCACAUCAGUCUUCGGGCCAUGGCCGACAUGGGUCUGGAUCUGGCAGGUCUCCUCAGCCACGGUCGCAAUGGGUCCAGUUCGGCACUACCCGGCCACGCCAUCAAGGAUCUGGCUCAGGUUGUUCCUCCAGCCGGUGGCCAUAUGAGUCUGGCUCAGGCCAGUCUUCUGCUUUGCAACAUGAGUCAGGCUCAGCACAGUCCUCUGGCUAUAGUCAGUAUGGUUCUGCCUCAGGUCACUCCUCUAGCCAGGGACGACAUGGAUCAUCAGGGCAUUCAUCAAGCUCGGGCCAACAUGGCUCUAGCUCAGGUCAGUCUUCCAGCUAUGGUCAGCAUGAGUCUGGCUCCCAUCAGCAGUCUCCCAGCUAUGGCCAACAUGGGUCUGGCUCAGGUCGUUCUUCAAGUCAGUCUUCUGGCUACGGCCGACAGGGCUCUGAAUCUGGCCAGUCUCCUAGUCGCGUCGAUAUGGGUCCGCUCCGGCACUCUAGCUACUGCCAACACGGGUCUGGCUCAGGUCGCUCUUCCAGCCGUGGCCCAUAUGAGUCUGGUUCAGGACAGUCAUCAAGCUGUGGCCAACAUGGAGCUAGCUCAGGUCAGUCUUCCAGCCACGGUCAACAUGGCUCUGGCUCAAAUCAGUCUUCUGGCUAUGGCCGACAGGGCUCUGGAUGCCAGUCUCCCUAGUCGUGGCGAUAUGGGUCCGGUUCCGGGCACUCUUUCUAGCCACGCCAACAUGGGUCUGGCUCAGGUCGUUUCUUCGGUCAGUCUGCUGGCUAUGGCCGACAGGGCUCUGGAUCUGGCCAGUCUCCUAGUCGCGGCCGACAUGGGUCCGGUUCCGGGCACUCUUCUAGCUACGGCCAACAUGGGUCUGGCUCAGGUCGUUCUUCCAGCCGUGGCCCAUAUGAGUCUGGUUCAGGUCACUCUUCUGGCUUUGGUCAACAUGAGUCUGGCUCCAGACAGUCCUGAUACAGUCAGCACGGAAGUGGCUCAGGGCACUCCUCUAGCCAUGGACAACAUGGUUCCACAUCAGGACAGUCCUCAAGCUUCGGCCACAAGGGAUCUAGCCUAGAGUCUUCCAGUCAUUGUCAGCAGGCUCUGGCUCAUAUCAGUCUUCGGCCAUACUGACAUGGGUCUGGAUCUGGCAGGCUUCCUAGCCACGGCCGAAAUGGGUCCAGUUCGGGCACUACUCCCGGCUACGGCCAACAAGGAUCUGGCUCAGGUUGUUCCUCCAGCCGUGCACAUGAGUCUGGCUCAGGCCAGUCUUCUGGCUUUGGGCAACAUGAGCCGCCCAACAGUCCUCUGGGCUAUAGUCAGCAUGGUUCUGGCUCAGGUCACUCCUCUAGCCAGGGACGACAUGGAUCUACAUCAGGCAUUCAUCAAGCCUGGGCCAACAUGGCCCUAGCUCAGGCUGGUCUUCCAGCUGAUGGUCAGUAUGAGUCUGGCUCCCAUUGGUCUUCUGGCUACGGCCGACAGGGCUCUGAAUCUGGCCAGUCUCCUAGUCGCCGGCGGGUCCGGUUCCGGCACUCUUCUAGCUACGGCCAACACGGGUCUGGCCUAAUGCCCAGCCGUGGCCCAUAUGAGUCUGGUUCAGGUCACUCUUUCUGGCUUAGGUCAACAUGAGUCUCGCUCAGACAGUCCUCUGGCUACGGUCAACAAGGAUCUAGCCUGGUCACUUCCUUACCCAUGGGCAAAUAUGGUUCUACAUCAGGACAGUCAUCAAGCUGUGGCCAACAUGGAGCUAGCUCAGGUCAGUCUUCCAGCCACGGUCAACAUGGCUCUGGCUCAAUCAGUCUUGGCUAUGGCCGACAGGGCUCUGGAUCUGGCUAGCCCCCUGGCUACGGCCAACAUGGGUCUGGCUCAGGUCGUUUUUCAAGUCAUCGCCGACAUGGGUCCGGGUUCCGGCACUCUUCUAGCUACGGCCAACAUGGGUCUGGCUCAGGUCACUCUUCUGGCUUUGGUCAACAUCAGUCUGGCUCAGGACAGUCCUCAGGAUACAGUCAGCACGGAAGUGGCUCAGGGCACUCCUCUAGCCAUGGACAACAUGGUUCCACAUCAGGACAGUCCUCAAGCUUCGGCCACAAGGGAUCUAGCUCAGGGCAGUCUUCCAGCUACGGUCAGCAGGGCUCUGGCUCACAUCAGUCUUCGGGCCAUGGCCGACAUGGGUCUGGAUCUGGCAGGUCUCCUAGCCACGGCCGAAAUGGGUCCAGUUCGGGGCACUUCCCCGGCCACGGCCAACAAGGAUCUGGCUCAGGUUGUUCCUCCAGCCGUGGCCAUUAUGAGUCUGGCUCAGGCCAGUCUUCUGGCUUUGGGCAACAUGAGUCAGGCUCAGCACAGUCCUCUGGCUAUAGUCAGCAUGGUUCUGGCUCAGGUCACUCCUCUAGCCAGGGACGACAUGGAUCUACAUCAGGGCAUUCAUCAAGCUCUGGCCAACAUGGCUCUAGCUCAGGUCAGACUUCCAGCUUUGGUCAGCAUGAGUCUGGCUCCCAUCAGUCUUCGGGUAGCGGCAGGUGUGGGUCUGGAUCUGGCCAGUCUUCAGGCCGCAGCCGACGUGGGUCUGGGUCAGAGCAGUCUGCCAGCUACGGCCAACAUGGGUCUGGCUCUGGGCAGUCCUCUGGUUAUAGUCAGCAUGGUAGUGGCUCAGGGGCAGGUGGGUAUUCUUAUUGCAAAGGAGGAAGUAACUCUGAAGGUGAAAGUUCUUGCUCAGAUUUUCUCAGUUUUCAUAGUAGGACUUCACCCUAUGAAUAUAUCCAAAAGCAGAGGUGCUACUUUUAG
Chlorocebus sabaeus (green monkey) is the source of this 8475-nucleotide messenger RNA. NCBI's taxonomy places the organism in Eukaryota, Metazoa, Chordata, Mammalia, Primates, Cercopithecidae. The record is from RefSeq and is a predicted model, not a curated record.